UCCGCGGCCAUGGCGGCCUCUGUGGUUCCCGGGGGUAAGGCUCUGUUGUGGGCAGGCGCAGCUUGGCUGCGUCAAAGAGGCAUUGGGGAGCUACUCCGGCCGCGAAUUGAAGGGAGCACCCCGGGCCGUGACUUCAGUCUCUCUCAUUAUCAGAGCACGGUCAUCGUGGAGCGCUGGUGGAAGGUGCCGCUUGCCGGGGAGGGCCGUAAGCCGCGCCUGCAUCGGCGUCACCGCGUGUAUAAGUUGGUGGAGGACACGAAACGCCGGCCCAAAGACAACCUGGAACUCAUCCUCACACAGUCUGUGUACGAAAUUGGAGUCCGGGGUGAUCUAGUCUCAGUGAAGAAAUCUGUGGGUCGUAACAAGCUCCUUCCUCAGGGACUGGCUGUGUAUGCAUCUCCUGAAAACAGGAAGCUGUUUGAAGAGGAAAAAGCGCUGAGACAAGAAGGAAAGCUGGAGAAGAUCCAGACAAAGGCAGGAGAGGCGACAGUGCAAUUUCUGAGAAGCUGUCAUCUAGAGGUGGGAAUGAAGAACAAUGUCCACUGGGAACUAAACCCUGAAAUAGUUGCCCGACAUUUCUUCAAGAAUCUUGGUGUUGUUGUUGCCCCACAUGCUCUGAGGCUGCCAGAGGACCCUAUCACUCGGUGGGGCGAGUACUGGUGUGAUGUGACUGUAAAUGGACUUGACACUGUGAGAGUUCCUAUGUCCGUAGUGCUCUUUCAGAAGCCCAAGACCAAAAGAUACAAGCGCUGGUUAGCCCAGCAAGCUGCCAAGAGCAGGACCCCCAACAGUCCCCAGGAAGUCUGAAUGUCCUCUGCCUCCAAGUCCACAAAGCUUUCAGAAGAGCUGUGGAGCAGCAUGGGCCAGCACUUGGAGCAGUCCCAGCUCUGAGCAGAUGUGGAUCAUAGAGAACAUGUGGACUCAGCAGACUGAGCUGCACAUACGUGCCAGGUUCACUUUGUUUGUCAUCUCCACCUUCAGUGGUCAUCAUAGCCAGCUGUGUUGCGUUCUGCAGGCAGUAGAUGUAAUAAGCUGAAUAUUGGUGACCAAAACAGUCUUCUUAGCCGUUCCUUCUACUGGAGAGUGCGUGGGAACAGGUGCAGGGGCCCAGCCACUGUUCUGUCAGUUGCUUUAUUCUCAGCCAGGCUGUCUUGUGCAGAAGUAAAGAGCUGCUUCACUGGACAUCAGCUGACUGGGCGGGAUAUCCAAGCAAGGUGUCUUAGCCACAAGUAAGUCUGACACAAAGGAGGAAAGUAUCGCCAUUCUCUGUGUCCUACAGUUGCCAUGAGCUGACUACUCUGAAUAUAGCCAAUUGCAUCUGCUCUUAGAACUUUAUCUCCAUGUGAGUGAUACAGUGGAUCCAAUACAAUCUGUAUGAGGCCUAAGGAUGAUCUACAGAGAAAGUGAAGCUGGCAUUAAAGAAACUUAAAACAAAGA
Messenger RNA from Grammomys surdaster, 1437 nucleotides. RefSeq names its product mitochondrial ribosomal protein L9 (gene Mrpl9). Bases 10 to 807 code for a protein of 265 amino acids. Lineage: Eukaryota; Metazoa; Chordata; Mammalia; Rodentia; Muridae. The record is from RefSeq and is a predicted model, not a curated record. Gene Ontology annotation, cellular component: mitochondrion; ribosome. The transcript is spliced from 7 exons. Gene Ontology annotation, molecular function: structural constituent of ribosome. Gene Ontology annotation, biological process: translation.